CGUGAGCUCGCACAGCUCUCGCUCUAAUGCUCAGCCUGCUCGCGAUCCAGCUGCCCGGGCUAUCGCCGCAGCCGCCCACCUCGCGUCGUGCGCUCCUGCGCCAGGCCGGCGCGCUGGGCGCGGGCGCGGCGGGGCUCGCCGCUGCGCCGCCUGCGUCGUUCGCCGGAUUGCUUCCGCCCAAGCAGGGGAUUGAGAAGACCAAGCCGGCGGAUGCGGAGUUGGACGACGAGCUGCUCGCCUCCAAGUCGGUCCGGGACGGCAUCGCCGCGCUCAAGCAGUACCGCAAGUCCGCCAUCUCUCUGCAGGACCAGUUUGCAAAGGACGGCAACAUGAACCUGAUCCCCGUCAUCCGGAAGGAGUUCGACUUCUCCAAGCUGCGCGACGACCUCAACGUGGUCACGACCGUCUUCGACGACCAGACCCAGCUCACCACCGACCAGCGCACCCGCAGCAUCAUCUACGACCUGACGGAGCUGGAGAACGCCGCCCGCCUCAAGAAGGGCGACCCGGAGCGCACGCCGAAGAAGAUUGCCAACGUCCAAAAGUGGUUUGUGAAGCUCGACAAAGACUUUGGCGACUUGUUCGAGUACUUUCCCGCCUCGGCGCUGAACUAUGUCCCCCCUCCGCCCCCGCCCCCGCCGCCCCCUGCGGCCGAGGAGUAGGAAUCGGCGCAUCCGACAACUAGCACUUAGCAGCGGUAAGCGCAGAGGCCGACAGGCAGCACACGCGCAGGGGAUGUAGAGAGGCUGGGGCCGAGGCUCUCACGGUACAUUUCAUUUUCAACGAGUUGCCAGUGCAUGCCC
Molecule: messenger RNA, 803 nt
Organism: Emiliania huxleyi CCMP1516
Lineage: Eukaryota; Haptophyta; Isochrysidales; Noelaerhabdaceae
Exons: 4
Coding region: 27-662 (211 amino acids)
Source: RefSeq, a predicted model, not a curated record